Molecule: messenger RNA, 3536 nt
Organism: Drosophila eugracilis
Lineage: Eukaryota; Metazoa; Arthropoda; Insecta; Diptera; Drosophilidae
Gene: Nop17l
Product: protein kintoun
Exons: 5
Coding region: 345-2891 (848 amino acids)
Biological process (GO): axonemal dynein complex assembly
Cellular component (GO): cytoplasm
Source: RefSeq, a predicted model, not a curated record
ACACAAACACGAGCAGCCGGUCCAGCGGAAAAGUUUCUAGAACGUCGAACUCGAACUCCAUUUAAAAAUCUAUUAAAACUGCAUUCGAGUGAUUUUAUAUUGUUAUUAAAUAAUUUAUUCAGUAAAGUUAUAACAACAGAAGCAUAAAUUAUUACAAUUCAGAACCUUCCAGAAAGCAAACUCUUUUUCUAAGGGAAAGAAACCAAGCAACCCUUAACAAACAAUCAAACAAACAAAAAUUAAACCCUCAAAAGUGAUAAGAAAAUUGUUAUUUGUGUAGAAAAAGUGCCGAUAAGAGACCCGAAGAGAUCUCUCCGUGAGUGAAGUGUCCCUUUGAGAGAGCUAUGUCCGCAUCCGCUGCCGGUUCGCGUAAUAAACACUCCAAGGUCCGUAACGAUGAGCAGCUCGACAUAAGCAAAGACGAGUUCAACCGGAUCAAGGAGGCCCUCAAGCAGGAGGAGUUCCGCAAGUUAUUUUUCGACUACGUCGAGGAAAUCCAGGACCCCGAAAAUCGAAAGAUCUACGAGGAGGAGAUCACCCAGUUGGAAAAGGAACGUGGCGUGGAGGUGAAGUUUAUCCACCCACAACCAGGAUUCGUAAUUAAGACGGCGUUGGAUGGUGAGGUUAAGUGCUUCAUUAACAUCGCCGGUUCUACGGAGAUCGAGAGGCCUAAGAAUGAGGUGGCAACCGAUCCAUCAAAUGGCAGACGUGGUUUGAGCUGGUCCAUUCCCAUGGCUCAGACAUCUUCGCGGGAUGAUUGCGAUGCCAAGAACAAUCAUUGCAAGGUGUUUGACGUGGUUUUCCAUCCGGAUGCCCUGCACCUGGCUAAGCGGAACAAGGAGUUCCGGCAGUGCCUUAUUGAUACGGCACUGGACGCUGUUGAACGUGAGUUUAAGGUCGCCCUAGAUCGAGCCAAUCUUAAAUUCCCUAAGCUGGACUACAAGGGCAUCGCCCGCCCCACUGUGAUACGCAAGCUGGCCGAGAAUCCUACGGCUGAGCAGCAGGAGCCGCAUCCCCUGGCGCACAUGUUUCCCACAGAACCACCAUCUUCUAAAAAAGUUGAGCCUCGGGUCCUGCCUAUGAAAGCGAAGCCCACUCCCGUGCCAGAGUUCACAGUCCCCAAAUAUUCAAUAAAGUAUAGUCACGAUGUGGACCUGUCAGAGUACACGGACGAGCUGGACGCUAAGCUGCAUGUGACCGUUCCUCGUUCCCUCGUCGUCGAGAUCGAGCUGCCUCUGCUUCGCUCUACAGCCGAAUGCCAACUGGAUGUUACAUCAAAGUCUGUAUUUCUAUUUAGCGAGCGUCAGGGCGCCAAGUACCGCCUGAAACUAGACCUGCCCUUCACCGUGGACGACAAGGCGGGACGGGCCCGCUUUGAUACGGAUCUGCGUCGCUUGAGCAUCACAUUACCCGUGGUGCGGAAGAGCGGGCAGGAACAUGCCCAAAUGCAUGAAACCCUGCGCAACUUUAGCCGCGAGGAUAGCGGCGUAGAGCUGCAUUCCAACAGCGAGUCGCCUGUGGAGGAAGAUCCCGAUGGCGAACUGAGCGAUUCCAAGGCGGAUAUUUCCGAGACUGCCACGCCCACUGCCACACCUGUGCGCAACGCCAACAGCCCGUUCCUUAAGAGCUCCGUGCACUACCAACUCCCCAGCAAGUUUGAUUGCAACGUGCUGGACAAUGUGAUGGCCUUCGUGCUUCACGUGCCCAACGUUCAACCUGAUUCCAUUGAGCAGUUGAAAGAGCAGCGAAGCCUCCACCUGCAGUUCGCCACUAUUGGCAGUGGCUAUUAUCCCACCCACUAUGCUUUUUACGUAGAACUGCCGGAGGAGGGCGAUGAAUCCGCCAUUGAGAGCGUAGAGGCGGAGGCAUGGGACAACAAUGUUGUGCUCAAGCUGUGCCUGAGCUCGCAGAGCGAGGCUCCCGCUUGCUAUCUCGCAGGACUAGAUGCCACGGAUAUCAAGGAGUACCCAGUCCAUGGGCAGUACAAUGUGAAUACCAAGGGGAGAAAAGAUGCAAAGAAGAAGAAUGCUCCGCUCGAUAUCAAGUUCGAGCACAACCAGGAGGGCCAAGCCUUAAAGGUUACCAUUCGUCCUGGAGCAAAGGAGGAGGAGGAGGACGAUGAGCAACAAGAUCAAGAGCACGAACAAGAACAGGAGCAGCAGCAACAAACUCAGAGCAAAAAACCCGGCAAGAAGCAACGCAAGCGAAACAAGAAGGAGCGUUCCCUUUCCGAAUCUGCCUGCGAGGAUAUGCUCGUCCAGGAGCCUUUGGCUGGAAAUCGCGAAUCGCAACCGAAAUGCUCUUUUAAGGUGCCUGCACAACGCAAGCAACGUAGCUUUUCUGAGUGUAAUGACAGUACCCGGGGCUCACAUCGCGGCAUCCUCAAGCGAUUUAGUCGCUACGCACCACGGCCCUCAAUAUCGGAUAGUUGCUCUUCCAUCGACGACUGCUCUUCGUACUCGUGCUCCGUGGACGCCUCCGGAACCUCACUGUUCUCGCAUUCAUUUGGCGGUAUUCCCGAGGAAGACCGGUCAGAUGCCGGGCUUUCGGAGAGCUGCAAGAAGACUGUUAGGUUUAAUGAUCACAUCAUGAAGCAAGUGUUCCGGCUUGACUCAAGCAUCCUGGGUCAGCGGAAGAAGAACCAGAAGCGACGCGAUCUCAAGCUGCGGGCUCAGCAGCGUCGCCUCAGCGAAGGUGAUUCCGUUGAUUACGAGGAGACCCGUGGCACUGCCCUCAAGGAACAAGGGAAUCCAUCAAGAAAUGGCAACAAGCCCCAGGGCGAGUCUUUGCUGCAUGACAGCGGACUGGAUCUCACUGGAGCAGCGAGUGCCCAAGGCAACAACAACGAAUCGGAUGCCAAGAACGCCAUGAUGUUUGAAAUGGAUGAUUAAGAUCAAGUUGUUUAAACCACAAAUAUAUUCAUAUUUUUUGAGUGUUUUCAAGAUUUUUAAAUGCUACUUAUAUAUUAACUAAUGCUACGUUUUUUUUAAAUAUUUAUACUGUAAUUUGUUUUGCAUCCAAGCAAAUUGCUCAAUUGGAAUGAAAUAUAUACAAAAAUUGUAUUUAGGCAACACAAAUCAGGGCUAAAUCAGAAAUCAAAAUAUUCAUUACAUCAUGUACCACUUGUUAUAUAAUUCGGUUAAUCAUUGAAACUGUUAAAACGAAAGAUGAAAUCCUGCGCUGAACUGAAAAACCUAUUAUUAUAGAUUAUAAAUAUUCAUGUUCAUUCAUAUUGCGAAACCCAGUUGAUGUCUUACAAGUUUGCAAACUAUAAGUUUUAAGUAAACAUUUAAACAUUCAUUUAUUGGCUGCAUGCUCAUAGCUCACAAAACAAUCAUAACACGAUAAACUUACAACAAUAUCAAUAGUUAACAAUUCCUCUAGUAUUAUACACACAACAGAAUCACCCGAAAUGCAUAAGUAGUGGAUAAGCUAUGUACAUGUUUAGAAACGCUGGCUGAAGCAAUGAAUGUAAUUUUAACUUUUGUAAGCGUGCUGAAAGUUAAAAUAUAUAAACAUCCCUUAUGAAUGAGAAA